Phacochoerus africanus (Common warthog) is the source of this 1827-nucleotide messenger RNA. RefSeq names its product NPHS2 stomatin family member, podocin (gene NPHS2). Lineage: Eukaryota; Metazoa; Chordata; Mammalia; Artiodactyla; Suidae. The record is from RefSeq and is a predicted model, not a curated record. The transcript is spliced from 8 exons. Bases 60 to 1199 code for a protein of 379 amino acids. Gene Ontology annotation, cellular component: plasma membrane.
UCCCCGCCAGCAACGUAUCCGGGACCGCGCUCAGCUCCCGGAGCCCGGCUGCUCUAAGGAUGGAGAAGAGGGCUCGGAGCUCCUCCAGAGAGGCCCAUCGGAGAGGCGGCGGGUCCCCGCACAAGGAGAACAAGAAGCCGAACGCCCAGAAGGGCGGCAGAGGCCGCGGGCGCCGGGAGCAGCCGGCCGUCGGGCGCGCAGAGAGCCCAGCGGAGCCCCGAGCGCCGGCAGCCACCGUGGUGGACGUGGAUGAAGUCCGGGGCUCUGGCGAGGAGGGCACCGAAGUGGUGGCGCUGCUGGAGAGUGAGCGGCCAGAGGAAGGUACCAAACCUUCCAGUUUGGGGGCCUGUGAGUGGCUUCUUGUCCUCACAUCCCUGCUCUUCAUCAUUGUGACGUUCCCUUUUUCCAUCUGGUUCUGCAUAAAGGUUGUACAGGAGUAUGAGAGAGUAAUUAUAUUCCGACUGGGACAUCUGCUUCCUGGAAGAGCCAAAGGCCCUGGCCUUUUCUUCUUUUUGCCCUGCUUGGAUACCUACCACAAGGUUGACCUUCGUCUCCAAACCUUGGAGAUACCCUUUCACGAGGUUGUCACCAAAGAUAUGUUUGUAAUGGAGAUAGAUGCCAUCUGCUACUACCGAAUGGAAAAUGCCUCUCUUCUCCUAAGCAGUCUUGCUCACGUGUCCAAAGCAGUCCAGUUCCUUGUGCAGACCACCAUGAAGCGUCUCCUAGCACAUCGAUCCCUCACUGAAAUUCUCCUGGAAAGGAAGAGCAUUGCUCAGGAUGUAAAGGUUGCCUUGGAUGCAGUGACCUGUAUUUGGGGAAUCAAAGUGGAGAGAACAGAAAUUAAGGACGUGAGGCUGCCGGCCGGGCUGCAGCACUCGCUGGCGGUGGAAGCCGAAGCACAGAGACAGGCCAGAGUGCGGAUGAUUGCUGCGGAGGGGGAAAAGGCUGCAUCCGAAUCCCUGAGGAUGGCAGCCGAGAUUCUAUCAGGCACUCCAGCCGCUGUUCAGCUUCGAUACCUCCACACCCUUCAGUCCUUGUCCACAGAGAAACCUUCCACCGUGGUUUUACCUUUGCCGUUUGACUUGCUAAAUGUCCUGUCUUCUCCAAGCAAUAGAACUCAAGGAAGCAUCCCCUUCCCAAAUCCUUCCAAACAUGUUGAGCCACUGAAUCCUAAAAAGAAAGACUCUCCCAUGUUAUAGGAGAAGGAAAAAAGAUAAUGUGACUGCAAAGAGGGCUGCCAUAUAAUUGCCACAUCCCUGCGCGAGGCCCUCUGUCCUCACUUCCUGCCCUUUCUUUGGUUGCCAUGUGGAAUGUCCUUGGAAUGCACAAAGUCACCAUGCAACAACACACAUGAAAGACAGUGAAAUCAUGUCAUGACAGAGAAGCAACAUGACAUGUGUAGCUGGAUCAUCUAAUCUGAGUAAUUGGGGAAAGAGCCUUAGCCUGCAUUCUACUUUGGAAAGAAUUUUGAGUCUAUAUAUGGCUAAAUUUUGACUUCUGAAGAUGUAGUUCAAAUGUCCUUUUCACCCUCUGGCCCCUCUGGGAAGGUUUCUGCUGCUCCCACAGCCCUUUCCACAUGCCCCUAUCAUGCGCUUAUCAAACACCGUUGUAAUCUUGUAUGUAAGGUGCCGGCUUUCUCCAGCUACACUGCAAACUCAAAGGCACCCCCACCACACUCAAUCCUGUACACUCCACCCCAAGUUAUGUGCACCUACCCUGAAGUACAGUGACACUUAAAUGUUUCAGUGUUUCUGAGUGAAUGAAAGAAAAAGGAGAUGUACUUGGGCUAGACAUAAAAUGUAUACCUAUUAAAGAAUUGAAAAGGAA